This is a messenger RNA of Andrographis paniculata, 1884 nucleotides long. Its product is annotated as sodium/hydrogen exchanger 4. Gene Ontology annotation, biological process: regulation of pH; proton transmembrane transport; sodium ion transport. The transcript has 14 exons. Lineage: Eukaryota; Viridiplantae; Streptophyta; Magnoliopsida; Lamiales; Acanthaceae. Gene Ontology annotation, cellular component: membrane. Bases 147 to 1712 code for a protein of 521 amino acids. The record is from RefSeq and is a predicted model, not a curated record. Gene Ontology annotation, molecular function: sodium:proton antiporter activity.
AGGACACGUAUCAGCAUGAGUUGCGGCUGCGCGCCAAGUGGCUUAUGCGAAUCGCUAGUCAUACUGCUGAUAUCCUUCGUAGUACUUAGCAUAAUUCCAAUGUUUCCGCACUGUGCUCAGUCUGAUUGUUCGGGGAAUGAAUAUCGAUGGACAGUGUGUUCGAAUUUGCGCGGAACGUAGGAGAGGCUCACGAGCAGGUGGUUUCCAUAACGUUGUUUGUGGCGAUUCUCUGCUUCUGUUUGGUGAUCGGACACUUGCUCGAGGAAAAUCGAUGGGUUAACGAAUCAAUUACGGCGCUUAUAAUCGGAUGUGUUUGCGGAACUGUAAUACUCUUUAUAAGGAAGGGGAAGAGUUCGCACAUAUUGAGAUUCGACGAAGAUAUCUUCUUCAUUUAUCUACUGCCGCCAAUCAUUUUUAAUGCUGGAUUCCAGGUCAAGAAGAAACAAUUCUUCCAUAACUUCUUGACCAUUGUGUUGUUUGGAGUAAUUGGAGUUUUUAUAUCGACUUAUGUGAUUACGACAGGCAGUUCGUUGAUGUUCCCCAUUUUCAGUUUUAAUGGCUUGACUCCUCGCGAUUUUCUUGCUAUUGGGGCCAUAUUUUCAUCAACAGACACAGUCUGCACUCUGCAGGUUCUGCAUCAAGAGGAAACUCCCUUGCUAUACAGCUUAGUUUUUGGGGAAGGGGUGGUAAAUGAUGCCACAUCAGUCGUUCUGUUCAAUGCAGUUCAAAAGUUGGAUGUCAAUAGAAUAAAAGGAUGGACAGCAGUCAAAGUUAUUGGUGAUUUCCUAUAUUUGUUCUCCACGAGCACUGCUUUAGGUGUUGGGGCUGGGCUUCUAACUGCAUUUGUUCUCAAGGGCUUGUACUUUGGCAGACAUUCAAGCGUUCGUGAGAUUGCUCUAAUGGUUCUUAUGGCUUAUCUUUCCUACAUGCUGGCUGAGCUGUUCGAACUAAGCGGGAUUCUUACAGUCUUCUUUUCUGGUAUUUUCAUGUCACAUUAUGCUUGGCACAAUGUGACUGACAGUUCAAGAAUCACCACCCGGCAUAUAUUUGCAAUGAUGUCCUUCAUUGCAGAAACCUUUAUAUUUUUGUAUGUGGGAAUGGACGUCUUGGAUAUUGGAAAAUGGAAAAUGAGCAAGCUCAAUGCCUGGGACUCGAUUGGUGUAUACAGCAGUGUUAUGUUCUUGAUAUUACUCGGACGUGCUGCUUUUGUAUUUCCUCUCUCAGCCUUGUCAAAUUGCAUGAACCGAAGGACUUCAAGAAGGUCAAAAAUAACAUUUAAGCACCAGGUUAUAAUCUGGUGGGCGGGGCUGAUGAGAGGUGCAGUGUCCAUCGCUUUGGCAUUCAAACAGUUCACUAGUUACGGUGUGCCAUUAGAUCCGGUCAAUGCUACAAUGGUAACAGCAACAGUUAUCGUCGUGCUAUUCAGCACAAUAGUCUUCGGCUUUCUAACAAAGCCCCUGGUAAGAUAUCUCAUCCCCCACUGUACUAGCAGCAACAUCGACCGCGAAGCGAGCAUUGCCAAGGAGAAUAUGACCCUUCCUCUGCUCUCCUUCUCGGAAUCGGCUGAAACAAACCUUCUCCGAGCAAAAGAUAGCCUGUCGAUGCUAAUGGAAAGACCCGUCUACACGAUACAUUCCUUUUGGCGCAGAUUCGACGACGCCUACAUGCGGCCGAUCUUCGGAGGCCCCCAAAGUGACCAAUCACCAUCAUGAGGAAUGAAGUGGUAAGUACCAAAGUGAUCGUUAGAACUCAAGUGUUUCAUGCUGAAAUAUAAUUUUCUGUCGACCAAAAAUGGGGUUGUUCUUAUGGUUCAAAAAUGAGUUUAUAAAGAUUUUAACAACGAUAUAAAGCUAUGGAAAGUGACAUGGAGAUAUCGAAUAGUCA